Esox lucius (northern pike) is the source of this 3145-nucleotide messenger RNA. RefSeq names its product peptidase M20 domain containing 1, tandem duplicate 2 (gene pm20d1.2). The transcript has 13 exons. NCBI's taxonomy places the organism in Eukaryota, Metazoa, Chordata, Actinopteri, Esociformes, Esocidae. Gene Ontology annotation, biological process: amino acid metabolic process. The coding region runs from base 1 to 1659 and encodes 552 amino acids. The record is from RefSeq and is a predicted model, not a curated record. Gene Ontology annotation, molecular function: metallocarboxypeptidase activity; hydrolase activity, acting on carbon-nitrogen (but not peptide) bonds, in linear amides.
AUGAAAUUAUGCAGAACAUGUCACAAGCAGCUGCAUUAUAACAACCUUUGGCUGCGCUGUCAACAACACGCUAUGCACAGUCAAAUAAAAAUGACAGAACGCAGUGGAAAAUGUAACAUUCUUAAGUUUGUGAAAGUUUUGUCUUUUGCGUUUAUUUUCGUUAUUUUAGUGAUUUUUGUUGCUGCUACUGUAAGGACACUGACGUUUGAUGUGAAUGCUGGACUUCAACUUGCACCCUGGGAAAAGACGAACAACAUUGCGUAUGACAUAAAUCAGCAGCAGAGAGGGGAGCUUCUUGCGAAUUUCAAAGACGCAAUCCGGAUUCCUACCGUGUCAACCUCGAGGACGGAUCAAAACACUACUGCAUUGCGCGAUUUCAACGACCUCCUACGGAAAGCGUUUCCCACAGUGUUUUCUUCACACUUGGUCCAGCAUGAAGUUGUGGCCAAUUACAGCCACUUGUUCUGGGUGCCUGGCUCUGACCUAGCCUUGGUCCCUUACAUGCUUCUGGCCCACAUAGAUGUUGUGCCUGCUGAGGAGAGUGAUGGAUGGGACGCCCCACCAUUCUCUGCAAAGGAGAUAGAUGGAUUCAUCUAUGGGAGAGGGACCAUAGAUAACAAGCAGUCUGUGAUGGGAAUUCUCCAAGCACUGGAGUACCUAUUGAUAAGAGGUUAUUCUCCACAGAGGGGAUUCUUUAUUGGUCUGGGUCAUGACGAAGAGAUUCAGGGCUUACAUGGAGCCAUGAACAUUGUUAAAUUACUGAAGAAGAAAGGGGUGCAGUUGGCCUUUGUCCUGGAUGAAGGUCUGGCUGUACUAGAUGGAGUAAUAACUGGACUGCAGGGGCCUGCUGCUCUGAUUGGGAUCAGUGAGAAGGGCCAUGCUACGGUGAAGCUGAGUGUCUCCAUGGCCCCGGGCCACUCCUCGAUGCCUCCCUGGGAGAGCAGCAUAGGAAUCCUGGCCGGAGCGGUCAAAAGGUUGGAGGACAACCCAAUGCCCCGGUUGUUCGGUGAAGGCCCUGAACGCGGGACCUUUGAACACCUGGCUCACAAGUUUGGGCUCCCACUCAAGUUUGUCAUGUCCAAUAUGUGGCUGUUCUCCCCUCUCCUUGGAAGAGUAAUGGAAAGAAGCCCUGAGACAAACGCUUUUGUGAGAACGACGACCGCAGUCACCAUGUUCAACGCAGGAGUCAAGACUAACGUUCUUCCUUCCCAAGCUGAAGCCUAUGUGAACCUGCGGAUACAUUCAUCACAGUCACUGCAGGAGGUUCUGGAUUUGAUCCAAUCUAUAGUGGGAGAUGAGAGGGUGAAAAUGGAGCUGAUGCAUGGCUUUGACCCUCUGCCUAUCAGCUCCUAUGAUGAAACAUCCUUUGGGUUCCAGAUCAUCAAGAAAACUGUGCUGGAUCAGUUUCCACAAGUUACUGUUGCCCCUGGUAUCUGCAUUGGGAACACAGACAGCCGUCACUACACUGACCUCACCAAAGACAUCUAUCGCUUUGCCCCUACCUGGUUCAGACCAGGGGAUGCCCAGAGGUUCCAUGGCAUUAACGAGAGGAUUUCUAAGAAGAACUACGAGGAACUUGUGGGAUUUUACUUCAAUCUGAUCCAGAACUGUGACAUCAAGGACCUCCCGUCUCCGCACAGUGCUGUUCACGAGCUUUAAAGCAAUAGGGGUAACAGGAGGGGGGACUUUGGUGUGUUACUUACUAGUUACUGUAGGUAAAUGCCAUCAUUUGGUUGGUAAUCCAGAUCAAAAUGACUGUUGUGAGAAUCUGUGUACCCCUUCAUCUUCAUCUUGGUACAUUAAUGCCAUGGUUGAUAUUAUAAAACACAUGUUCACAUUAGCAUUUACAAAUGUUAUAGUCUGUAAGAAGACAAUGUGAUUGUAUCAUCAAUUAAUACAGAGUUGACUAGGUCUUAAAAGGGGCAGAGGUCCUACAUCACAGACAUUUUGAUCUGAAAAACAGUAAGUGUUGCUUUAGCGAGAUGGAGUUUGAUUUGGUAUGGUCAUGUGUUGUAUUUUGUACAAAAUCUAUGUAAUAUGUUACUAUUGUUUUCCUACUGAUUACAGAACAUGGGGUUUUCUCAUUUUAAUUUCCUCCUACCUCCUUUUUCCAUCCUCUGGCUUCCUUUUGGAAAAGUAAAUCGAGAAGAGGCUGCAAGGAUCUUUGUGCAUGAAAAUGUGCUUUUAUUAAAUUGUAUAGAUGAAAUGGCAUUAGUAAUAGCAUAUUGUUUUUAAACAUGUGCAUGCUUUUCUCUGACAAAACUUGAUAAUAAAUGUGUAACAAGACAGGGUGAGGACAGAUUGGAGAGGAUUGAGGAUGGAUUUCUACACAAAUGAGAGAGCCCCUAUAAAACUUGAAAUUGCGGUGAUUGUUUGUUUGAAGUGUAUGCAGUGGAAGUAAGAGAGCUUAAUGUUGGAUAUUUCUAUGCCAAAUGUGCUCCUGUGGAAUGGAAUCCAAAUUAAUUAUUUUAGAAAGCUAUUUGUCAUUCAUUAUAAAAUCAUUAUAUGAUUUUAUUUUCAAUCAGACCUGGGUACAAACAUUGGUGUAUUUGAAUAUCAUUUAUUUAAAAUGUAGUCCAUAUUACAGAACCAAGUUAUUUUAUAAUUUUGAUGGUUAUAAAUACUUAUUCUGAAAACCUGAGUUUUGAGGAAACAGGUACAGUAGUUUUCCGGCAAAGCAGUUAACAGUAAUUGCUGCCAGGAAAUUACUGUAAAUGAGAAUGUGUUCUGGCAGCUUACCUGAUCAAAUCAAGGUGGAUACAACAAAAUAUAUGUGGAAGUGUUUCCAAAUACUUAUUCAUAUUAGGUAUUAAGCUAUCUUUACAUACAUUGUAAGUGUUAAAGUAGUUUAGACAUUUUGAACAGUUUGAACCCAGGUCUAUUUUAAUUGCACAUUAAUGACAAUAGAAAACCUGAAUUCAGUAGCUUACAUUUUCUAUGAGGUAUUUGAGACAUUUUUAUUUUGUGAUUAUACACCCAGGUUUAUUGAAGUGCAAUAUUUCAUCUGUUUCAGAUGAUCUGAAAUUCUAUAUUUUUCUUGAAAUACUGGUAGUUAGUGUACGAGAAGUACAGUUCCAAUGAAGCUAAAGACAUUGAUUAUAUGGCUGGGUGAUAAAUGGUUAAUAAAAACAAUGCUCUGUGGUGA